AUGCAAGUUGACCCGCAUGGUGAGUGUUUUGGGCUGAAAUUUGACUGAAAAUGAUGAAUUUUGAGCUGAAAAUGAUAAGAAAUCGAUAUUUUUCAGCCUAGAUCAAAUUUCAAGCUUUUCCCUGAUUUUAAGCUUCUUAAAUCCAAAAUUUCAGCCGGAAAUUGCCAUUUUCAGAAUCCACGUGGAAUUUGGAGCAUUUUAAGCCCAAAAACCCUCAUAUUUAGGCUCAAAAUGCUCCAAAUCCCACGUGGAAUCUGAAAAUCCCAAAAUUUGACUGAAAAUGAUGAAUUUUGAGCUCGAAAUGAUAAAAAAUCGAUAUUCUUAGGUCUUGAUCAAAUUUCGGACUUUUCCCUGAUUUUAGGGUUAUUAAAUUCAAAAUUUCAGCCUGAAUUUGAGAUUUUCAGAUUCCACGUGGAAUUUGGAGCAUUUUGAGCCCAAACACCCUCAUAUUUAGGCUCAAAAUGCUCCAAAUUCCACGUGGCAUCUGAAAAUCCCUAUCCCAUUUUUUCCAGACACGCCAGUCCACCUUGGAUUCGGUCUCGAACUUCAACCCUCCGAUCUCUACCGCCUCAAAUCGCACUAUCUUCCACUGGGAAAAAUCGGCGGAAAACCGGCGUGGCUCAACCCGCAACAUUUGCCGAAACCCGACGAUUUACUGUGCAAAACGUGCCAAAAACCGUGCGCAUUUCUAGCCCAAAUUACAGGUAACGCUGAAAAUUUGACUGAAAAUCUUGAAAAUCCACGUUUUCUAGUGAAAAUUUCAUGAAAAAUGGUUAAUUUUCAGCCCAGAACCAUGUUUUUUGCUCAAAAAUCGAUAUUUUCUCAUUAGAGCGCAUUUGCUCACCCGAAUUCAAAAAAUGUAUCGAUUUUCAUGGAUUUUGGGUCAAGAGCCACUGGAAAAUGCCUAAAACGAGGUUUUUUGGCUGAAAAUAGUAAAUUUUGACCCAAAAAUCAUGAAAAAUGCUCAAUUUUGAGCCCAGAACCAUGUUUCUAGCUCAAAAUCCAUGCAUUUUCUCAUUGGAGCGCAUUUGCUCGUCCGAAUUCGAAAAAUUAAUUGAUUUUCAUGGUUUUCAAUUAUUUUUUUUUGAAUUCGGACGAGCAAAUGCGCUCUAAUGAGAAAAUAAAGAAAAUUCGUGUUUUCCUCCUCGAAAUUCAGAAUUUCAGAGAUUUUCAGAAUCCACGUGGGAUUUGGAGCAUUUCAAGCUUAAAUAUGAAGGUGUUUGAGCUUAAAAUGCUCCAAAUUCCACGUGGAUUCUGAAAAUGGCAAUUUCCGGCUGAAAUUCUGAAUUUGAGAAGCCUAAAUUUGAUCUAGGCCGAAAAAUAUCGAUUUUUCAUUAUUUCUAGCUAAAAUUUCGGGAUUUUCAGAAUCCACGUGGAAUUUGAGGCAUUUCAAGCCUAAACAUGAAGGUGUUUGGGCUCAAAAUGCUCCAAAUUCCACGUGGAUUCUGAAAAUGGCAAUUUCCGGCUGAAAUUCUGAAUUUAAGAAGCCUAAAUUUGAUCUAGGCCGAAAAAUAUCGAUUUUUCAUCAUUUCAAGCUAAAAUUUCGGGAUUUUCAGAAUCCACGUGGAAUUUGAGGCAUUUCAAGCCUAAACAUGAAGGUGUUUGGGCUCAAAAUGCUCCAAAUUCCACGUGGAUUCUGAAAAUGGCAAUUUCCGGCUGAAAUUCUGAAUUUAAGAAGCCUAAAUUUGAUCUAGGCCGAAAAAUAUCGAUUUUUCAUCAUUUCAAGCUAAAAUUUCGGGAUUUUCAGAAUCCACGUGGAAUUUGAGGCAUUUCAAGCCUAAACAUGAAGGUGUUUGGGCUCAAAAUGCUCCAAAUUCCACGUGGAUUCUGAAAAUGGCAAUUUCCGGCUGAAAUUCUGAAUUUAAGAAGCCUAAAUUUGAUCUAGGCCGAAAAAUAUCGAUUUUUCAUGAUUUCUAGCUCAAAACUCAUGUUUUCACUAAAAGUUCGGGAUUUUCAGAAUCCACGUGGAAUUUGGAGCAUUUCGAGCCCAAACACAACUAUAUUUGUGCUCAAAAUGCUCCAAAUUCCACGUGGAUUCUGAAAAUUCCGAUAUCGGCUCAAAAUCAAUCAUUUUCAGCAAAUUCUCCACAAGAUCCCGAAUACAGUUUUCAUCGAUUUCUCUAUUUUUUCGUGUGCCGCAACCCGACAUGCUCAAAAAUCAACGAUUCCUCGAAUCUCAUAGCUCUCCGCUGCGGUUUACCGCGAAAAAACGCGUUUUUCGGCCACGAUGGUCCGAUCGAUCCGGAUUUCGAUGGUGACGUCGAAGAUCCACAUUUCGACGCGAAAAUCUACGCAAAAUGCUGUGCAAUAUGCGGAUGCUCGGCGAGCAAAAAGUGCGCGAAAUGUCAAGCUGUUUGGUAUUGUUCGAAAGAGCAUCAGGCGAUUGAUUGGAAAAUUCAUAAAACAACAUGCUGUGCACCGGAAAUCGCUGAAAAUCCGGCUGAAAAUGAGCCCAAAAACCCCGCAAAUCCGUUCGUUUUCAAGGAAUUUGGCAUGGAAAUCGAUCAGGAAUAUGUGCCCAGCAAUUUGUUUGAUGGAAUUAGUGAUGAUGAGGAGGAUGAAGAGGGAGAGGUGCGUUUUUCAGGGAAUUUUUGAAAAUUUCGGCUGAAAAUCGUACAUUUUAAGCUAAAAAUCAUGUUUUUUGCUCAAAAUCCCACAAAAAUCAAUAUUUUCUCAUUAGAGCGCAUUUGCUCGUCCGAAUUCGAAAAAUUUAUCGAUUUUCAUGGUUUUUGAGUCAAUAGCCACUGAAAAAUGCCUAAAGCGAGGUUUUUUGGCUGAAAAUCGUACAUUUUAAGCUGAAAAUCAUGAAAAAUGCUCAAUUUUGAGCCCAGAACCAUGUUUUUAGCUCAAAAUCCACAAUUUUUCAAUAUUUUCUCAUUAGAGCGCAUCUGCUCGUCCGAAUUCAAAAAAUUUAUCGAUUUUCAUGGAUUUCGAGUCAAGAGCCACUGGAAAAUGCCUAAAACAAGGUUUUUUGGCUGAAAAUAAUGAAUUUUAAGCCAAAAAUCGUGAAAAAUGCUCAAUUUUGAGCCCAGAACCAUGUUUUUUGCUCAAAAAAUCGAUAUUUUCUCAUUAGAGCGCAUUUGCUCACCCGAAUUCGAAUAUCAAAUUUUCCAGGAUUCUGACGAUGAAACCGAAGAAGAUCGACAAGCUCGGAUGAAGGAAUUCAACAAAUUUGUGCAGCAAAAUAAGGAUGUAAGUGAUUUUUCAAGGGUUUUGGCUGAAAAUCAUUGAUUUUUAGCUGAAAAAUCGGAAAUUUGAGCCCAAAUCACCUUAGGAACCCCCAAAAAUGACCUUAAAAACCUUAAUUUUCAACCUAAAUUUUAUCAAGCUCAAAAUAACAAUUUAGAGCGCAAAACCUCAAAAAUUACGUUAGGACCUUGAAAAUGUCCUUAGGAACCUUAAUUUUUAUCCUAAAGACCCUAAAAUUCACCUUAAGUACCUUAAUUUUUAUCCUUAAUUUUAUCAAGCUUCAAAUAUGAAUUUAGAGCUCUAAACCUCAAAAAUUACGUCAGGAACCUUGAAAAUGACCUUAAGCUCUCUAAUUUUCAUCCUAAGUUCCUUAAUAUUUACUUUAGGUACCUUAAUUUUUGACCCAAACCAUAUCAAGCUUCAAAUAUGAAUUUAGAGCUCAAAACCUCGAAAAUUACGUUAGGAACCUUAAAAUUGACCUUAAGCUCUCUAAUUUUCAUCCCAAGUACCUUAAUAUUUACCUUAGGUACCUUAAUUUUUGACCCAAACCAUAUCAAGCUUCAAAUAUGAAUUUAGAGCUCAAAACCUCAGAAAUUACGUUAGGAACCUUAAAAUUGACCGUAAGCUCUCUAAUUUUCACCCUAAGUACCCUAAUUUUUUUUAAUUUCCAGAAAAACGUGGAUUUAACCAAAGAAGAUUUGGAUCAAGCAGUCGCAGAACAGAAAAAAGAUCAAGAUUUCGAGAAAUUCAAUCGAUUAGUUAGCCUAAAUCCCGAUCAAAUCAUCAGAUAUAAAAGAAAUGGAGAACCACUAAAAGCCACAUCGAAAUCUGGAAAUUUGGCUGAAAAUCAACCUGAAGAAAUUGCUUGUUGUGAUUUGUGCGGAAAACCGAGACGAUUUGAGCUUCAAUUAAUGCCUCAUUUAUUAAGCUUGAUUGAUGUUGAUGCGAUUGGUAGGUUUUUUUUCUAGUUUUUGACUGAAAAUUUGAAAUCUGCGUGAAAUUCUGCGUCGAAAGACAUACAACAUGCCCUACAUAUUUUCAAAAAAAAAAUCGUUAAGGUCAUUAAUGACCCUAAGGUAACAAAUUAGGGAUUAUACUUGAAGAAUUUGAAUUCGAAUCCAGCGUAAAAUUAAAAUUUCCCACAGUUUAACAUACAACACGAAAUAUUCUCCAAAUUUACCCUAACUAUGACCUUAGAGACCUUAAAGUGAAAAUUCUCUAAGACCUUAAAUUUAAGCAUUUUUUUCAAGAUAUUCGAAUUCAGCAUGAAAAACGCUAUCGAUUGACAUAUAGAAAUCAUAAAAAUUUAUCUUGUUGUCCUUUGCGACCUUAAGAACCUUAAGGUAAAAAAUUUUCAAAAGCAUAUCAUUAUGGGUGUCUAAAAGCUCAGAAUUUUACGUGGAUUUCAAAAAUUCAGAGCUUUCCUGCUGAUUCUGAUUCUCAGCAAGAAGCUCAAAAAAUCAACCUAAAAUUUUUGAAUUUUCUGAACUAUUCGAUGGAAAUAUUAAAAUUUAAGCAUUUUUUCAAGAUAUUCGAAUUCAGAAUGAAAAAAUCUAUCGAUUGACAUAUAGAAAUCAUAUUUUUGAGAUAAAAUUUACCUUAUGGUCCUUAGGGACCUUAAGAACCUUAAGGUAAAAAUUCUUCAAAAGCAUAUCAAUAUGGGUGUCUAAAAGCUCAGAAUUUUACGCUGAAUUCGAAUUUCCUGUUGAAAAUCCGUAAUUUUGAUCAAAAUUUUCAGGUCAAUCAAUCGAUUGGGCUUCAGUUUAUAUUUACACGUGUUCUGCCACGUGUCAAAUUCCCAAUGAUGGAUACGCCAAAGAAUUUGUCACCAAACAAGAUUUUAUUGAUUGA
This is a messenger RNA of Caenorhabditis angaria, 5040 nucleotides long. The record is from the annotation of a GenBank genome assembly. Lineage: Eukaryota; Metazoa; Nematoda; Chromadorea; Rhabditida; Rhabditidae.